This is a messenger RNA of Mucor velutinosus, 744 nucleotides long. RefSeq names its product Coatomer subunit beta' (gene SEC27). Gene Ontology annotation, cellular component: mitochondrion. NCBI's taxonomy places the organism in Eukaryota, Fungi, Mucoromycota, Mucoromycetes, Mucorales, Mucoraceae. The transcript has 4 exons. Gene Ontology annotation, molecular function: RNA binding; pseudouridine synthase activity. Gene Ontology annotation, biological process: tRNA modification; mRNA pseudouridine synthesis. The coding region runs from base 1 to 744 and encodes 247 amino acids. The record is from RefSeq and is a predicted model, not a curated record.
AUGUCUUUGAAGUACACUUUGAACGGCGUAUUCUCUGUCUAUAAACCAAAGGGAUGGACGUCUAGAAAAGCAACUGAUUUUGUGCAGCAUGGUCUUUCCAACGAGUUGUGGACACAUUCAUCACCCAUGCGACAAAGAGACAGGGUCAAAGUUGGCCAUGGCGGUACAUUAGACCCGAUGGCAGAAGGCGUUCUUGUGUUGGGUGUAGGCAAAGGAUGCAAACAGCUGACCAACUAUCUUGAGGGCACCAAGGAAUACAUUGUGGGAGCAAAAUUCGGGCAAUCAACGGAUACAUUUGAUGCAGAAGGCAAAGUGAUUCAAAUAGGUAAAACCGAGCACUUGACUCGCGAGCUGAUUGAGAAAACACUGCCACAAUUCCAAGGCCAUGUUACGCAAGUGCCACCAAUCUAUUCAGCAUUGAAAAUGAAUGGAAAGAAGCUCUAUGAUUAUGCAAGACAAGGUGUACCAUUGCCAAAACCAAUUGAGCCUCGCAAGGUUUUUAUCGACGAGAUUGAGUUGAUUGAUUUGAACAGUGAUCAUACCGAGUGCAAAUUACGUAUCAUUUGCGGAGGAGGUACUUAUAUGAGAAGCAUCGUUCAUGAUAUGGCUAUGAGUAUGGGAACCUAUGCACACAUGACUGCAUUAGAGAGAACACGGCAAGGCCGAUUUACAGUGCAAGAUACAUUGAAACUAGAUGCUACCUUCUCUGUGGAUACUGUCAUGUCCAAGCUGAUGCUGGUGUAA